Messenger RNA from Polyodon spathula (Mississippi paddlefish), 4276 nucleotides. RefSeq names its product trafficking kinesin-binding protein 1-like. Lineage: Eukaryota; Metazoa; Chordata; Actinopteri; Acipenseriformes; Polyodontidae. Gene Ontology annotation, molecular function: GABA receptor binding. The transcript is spliced from 16 exons. The record is from RefSeq and is a predicted model, not a curated record. Bases 537 to 3188 code for a protein of 883 amino acids. Gene Ontology annotation, cellular component: dendrite. Gene Ontology annotation, biological process: endosome to lysosome transport; anterograde axonal transport of mitochondrion; neurogenesis.
UGGAGAAGUCCAGCAGUGAGAGUAAGCCAAGCCUGCUGCUGCUCUGCCUGCCUGACCCGGUUGCCAGUGCUGGCCUGCCUGACCCAGUUGCCAGUGCUGGCCCCACUCAUGGCACUUUGCACUUCCCAUUGAAAGCUGCCACGCUGGACGCCACAGCUUUGCACCACAAAAUCCCGGCCAUCGCCCUGCCGUCCUCAGAGCCCAGCGAUAGCCCAGAACUAGCCUGUGGAGCAGGCGUCCAUGAAGAGCACUAUGUAAGUGAGGCAACCAGUUUGGAGGAUGCUCCAAAUUGCAGAGAUGCUGGCACCAUUACUGAUGUGUGCAAUAGUACUGAUCUUCCAGAAGUUGAAAUCAUCAGUCUCCUGGAAGAGCAGCUCCCCCACUACAAGCUAAGAGCUGAUACAAUUUAUGGUUAUGACCACGAUGACUGGCUCCACACCCCGCUCAUUUCUCCUGAUGCCAAUAUUGACCUAACCACUGAACAAAUAGGGGAGACGCUAAAGUAUUUCCUUCUAUGUGCUGAAAGAGUGGGCCAGAUGACUAAAACAUACAAUGACAUAGAUGCUGUUACACGUCUGCUUGAAGAGAAAGAGCGGGAUUUAGAAUUAGCCGCACGCAUUGGUCAGUCACUGCUGAAGAAAAACAAAACACUCACAGAGAGAAAUUAUUUCCUCGAGGAGCAGGUGGAACACAUUCGGGAGGAGGUUUCUCAGCUGCGCCAUGACCUGUCAAUGAAAGAUGAGCUGCUUCAGUUUUAUACAAGUGUUGCAGAAGAAAGUGAAGCUGAUUCAGCCUGCUCAACUCCGAUAAGGCGGAAUGAGUCUUCGUCAGUCCAAAAUGACUUUCCCCAUGAUUCUCUGCAGAGGAAACUGAAGGACCUUGAAGAAGAGAAUGUUGCCCUUAGAUCAGAGGCUUGUCAUUUGAAGACUGAAACGAUCACUUACGAAGAGAAGGAGCAACAGCUUGUGAACGACUGUGUGAAGGAGCUAAGAGAUGCACAUGUUCAGAUCUCUUCCAUUGCUGAAGAGCUAGCCAAGAAAACUGAAGAUGCUGCCCGGCAACAGGAGGAGAUCACCCACCUCCUCUCCCAGAUAGUCGAUCUACAGAAGAAGUCUAAAUCAUACGCAGUAGAAAAUGAAGAACUUUCCCAACAUCUGGGGGCUGCUAAAGAUGCCCAGCGACAGCUCACGUCUGAGUUACGAGAGCUGGAAGACAAGUAUGCAGAGUGCAUGGAGAUGCUUCAUGAGGCGCAGGAAGAGCUGAAGAACCUGCGCAACAAGACUAUGCCCAACAGCACUCCCCGGCGCUACCAUUCGCUUGGGCUCUUCCCGAUGGACUCGCUGGCAGCUGAGAUUGAAGGCACCAUGCGAAAGGAACUUCAGCUGGACGAUCCCAUUGCUGAAGAGCAGAAGAUUCACCACAAGCGAGUGUUUGAGACAGUGAAGAACAUCAACCAGACCGUGAAGCAGAGAUCACUGGCUCCCUCUCCCAUGAACAUCCCCGGGUCUAACCAGUCCUCCUCUCUGAACUCGGCACUCUCCAGCUGCAUGAGCACACCACACUCCAGCUUCUAUGGAGGAGACAUCAGCAACAUUGUUAUAGACAACCGGACGAACAGCAUCAUCCUGGAGACAGAGUCGCCUGAUGGCAGUGAAGACAUGAACAAGAAGCCAGGGACCCCGGGGACACCAGGCUCCCAUGACUUGGAGACUGCUCUGAGAAGACUGUCCCUACGGCGUGAGAACUACCUGAGUGAGCGGCGCUUCUUCGUGGAGGACCGUGAGAGGAAGCUACGUGACCUGGCUGAGAAGGGCGAGCUGUACAGUGGCUCCCUCACCCCCACCGACAGCAUCAUGUCACUCAGCACCUACCACUCAGGCCUGUCAGGACUCUCCUUCGUCAGCCGCUCCUACUUGCCUGAGAAGCUGCAGAUCGUCAAGCCUCUCGAAGGUUCAGCCACUCUGCAUCACUGGCAGCAGCUGGCCCAGCCCAAUCUGGGGGGGAUCCUAGAUUCGAGGCCUGGUGUGGUCACCAAAGGCUUCAGGCCUCUGGAGCUCGACCUGGAAGAGGUGUACCAGCUUGCAGACUUUGAGGAAGACGAGUCAGGUGACCUUUCUUUCCAGGAACUACCUACCUCAAUCCCUGCUCAGCACAUGGAGACCUCAGGUGAGAGGUCGCGAGGGGAGCAAGUAACUGUUACAGAGAGCGGCACUUUCCCCAACCAGGCCCAGCUUGACGUCGUGGAGACACAGGAGCAGAAGGCUGCUGAUGGUGAGGUGUCUGUUUAUCAUCCUGGUAAAUGUAUGUCCCACACCAGCUCCACCUACACUUUCACCACCUGCCGAAUCCUGCACCCCUCUGAUGAGCUCACUCGAGUUACUCCAAGCUUUAGCAUGGGACCCACUACCACUUGCGUUAGCAUGAACAGCCUGAAAUCUACUCCUGUAGCCAGCCCAUGCACUCCUCGACGCUUAAGCCUUGCUGAAUCCUUCACUAACCUGCGGGACUCCACCAAGACCAUGAGCACCUCCUUGGGACUGGUCCGGAUGCUGCAGGAGAGGGGCAUCUCAGCCGCUGUCUACAAUCCUUGGAGCUGGGACCGAGCGGACUCCCCCCUCCUCACCCCCUGUGCACCCAGAGCCGAUGUUCUUCCCUCCACCCCACCCAACUCCCCCACUAUGCAGCACCAGACUGGGCCCCCUUUUGAAUUCAAGGGUUCCAGCCCCCUCUAUGACAACUUCUUGGCUUCCAAGCCAGCCAGCUCCAUUCUGAAAGAGGUGAGGGCUGAAAGCAAGAGCAGCUGCAACAGCGAGUGCCAGACAGACGUCAGCGUCUACAACCUGAACCUGGUGGACAAGCUCAAAAGGUUUGGGAUUGCAAGAGUAGUCAGCCCAGGGGGAACUCCACAGUCCCCAGUAGUGACAGACAUGCCAAGACCUUUUCUCAGUGGGACUCACCGAUCGGUGCCAACCUUCAGGACCGGAGGCCUGGGGAGAGAAGGCCUGCCUUUAGGCUCCCCUGUCGUGGUCACCAGUGCCAUCGGGGGGCUUCAACUGAAUGCUGGCAUCCGACGCAAUCACAGCUUCCCUGCCAUGGUGGGGGCCAGCAUGCAGAUGAAGGGCCCUAUGCCUCAAAGUUCAGGAAUAUUAAUGGGUCCCAAGCUGCCCAAACAGACCAGCCUCCGAUAACAGACUUUCUGUAAGAUAUUUUACUCUGGCCUCUUUUUAUAUUUUAAUCUGGUGUUUGGCACCUGUUAGGAGUAGAACAUAUAUACAUUAGGGUGGUCCUUACUUUUGAAAAUCACAAAUCUCACGCUCUCAUCCCCUCAAUUUAUCACAUUUCACUAGAAAACAAUACUUGAUUUUCAAGGAAAUCAAAAUUUAUUUACUGGUGCCUCACAGGGGUCAAAAGUCAAUCACAAAACUUUUCUGAACAAAUUGUUUUUAGAACAAUAUAGAACUCAUUUAACAGGGGUUUAAAAGUUGAUAUAAAUGGCACUGAAAUGAGGCUUAUGUUUGUGAAUUAAUUGUUUUUCAGAAGUGGAUGAAUACCAAAUUUGUACUCUAGGGCUGAAAUCACAGUAGACUUAUUGGAAUCAGGGCACAGCUUCCGAUACUGAGAGACAGUGGAGCAAGAACUGCUUUUGUUUCUCAUUGCAAGUUAGGUGGUCAAUAAACUCUUGAAUCAGAGCCACGCCUCUCUGUGCAGUGUCAUUGACCACCUUCAGUCCCUUGACAGUUUUCAGGGCCGCUUCAUAGUCACUGUCCUAAAGCCAGACCUCUGGAUCCUUGUGGAGGAAGCGUUCAGGGAGAACCAAGGCAUUGAAGAAGCCUUUAGUCUGUUGACUGAUGAAUGCACUGGGUUCCUGGUCACUCCAAGAUCAGAAAGCUGCAGCUUGAUCCUCUUUGGUGGAUCCUCUGUUCCUUUGACCUCCUCUAGUGCUUGCAGCAUGGCUCUUUUCUCAUCGAGAGGGCCCAGUGGGUCAGAGAACGCUAGGCCAAUCAGCUCCUCACUCAAGUACCACAUGCGUAAUAAUUUCUGUAUGGCACCAGCAGGGACACCCUUGUUCAUGUUGGAGUACUUCUGAAGCUUUUCCAAGAACUUCAGACCAUUCAGUUGGGUGGAAGUAGCUGUGGGGGCAGAGAGCCAGGUUUGGAUGUAGCCCCCUACAAUGAUGGAGCAAAGGAGUUCAUGAAGUCCAUUCUCGUUUUGCUGUGACUUUGAAUAAUCCGCCAUCUUCCUUUGCCCAACCGAACAUGAAGAUCUUGAAGCCAUA